UAACGGCGAUCCCGCCGCUUGACAGUUACUUCCUUCUUCCCACUCUCCUCCUUCCUUUCUACUUCUACCACCACCGCCCUCCCUUCAUCUCUCUCUCUCUCUCUCUCUCUCUCCAUAGUAUUCUUUUCUUCUUCUCCACUCUCUCUCCCGUUAGUUCUCGAUUCGCCUCUGGAGGCCGGAGAAACAGAGCAUUGUCUCCGGCUUGAUUCUCUCCACACAGAGAGGGGAAGACGGAAUUCGGAAAAACAAUGAGGUGAUCAGUUACGAAUUAGCAAAAACGAAACAGAGUAGGAUGCAAAGCCAGAAGAAGAAGAAGAAGGAAAUGUGAGAGCAGAGUCACUCAGCAAACCUUCACUCUCGCCAAAUCCACUUCUGGGUCCUAGUCGCUUCCUCUUUUCUAGCCUUUUUCCCAUUUAGGGAAGUUUUGGGUUCUUGUACAUUGAAGGUGAUCGGACCAGCGGGCGCGGAGGAAGAAGGAGAUGGGCAAGAAGAGCGGCGGCGGCGGUGGUGGAUGGUUCUCUUCAGUCAAGAAAGUCUUCAAAUCUAACUCCAAUAAGGAUUCGCCCCAGAAAAAGAAGGAGAAUACUAGUGGUGGUGGUGAGAAAUGGCGGCAGCACGAGGCCCCCGAGGUAGUCUCGUUCGAGCACUUCCCUGCGGCCGAGAGCUCCCCUGAUCAUGUCACUAACGACGACACCGGCGGCACGACGACCCCUGUCUCCGGCGACAGGAAUCACGCCAUUGCAGUCGCCGCGGCGACUGCUGCUGCAGCGGAAGCGGCCGUUGCAGCUGCUCAGGCCGCAGCCAAAGUCGUUCGACUAGCCGGAUAUGGCCGUCAGUCCAGAGACGACCGAGCCGCUACCCUAAUUCAAUCCCACUAUAGAGGCUACCUGGCUAGGCGUGCGUUGCGGGCAUUGAAGGGGCUGGUGAGGCUGCAAGCACUGGUGAGAGGCCACAACGUGAGGAAGCAGGCGCAGAUGACGAUGAGGUGCAUGCAGGCAUUGGUGCGAGUUCAAGCGAGGGUUAGAGCUCGGCGUAUGCAACUGACUCACGAGAAGCUGCACACGAAGGAUGGACCGGAGGAGGAGGAGGAGUAUGACGGGCACAAAACGUCGACUUUUCAAGAUCACUUGAUGAAUUCGAGGAGUCCAUUGAAGAAGAGCUACGUGGUGGAGAGCUGGGAUAACCGGCAUCAGACCUCCAGUAAGAUGAAGGAGAAUGCGGUGAGGAAACAUGAGGCCGUGGUUCAGAGGGAGAGAGCCCUCGCUUAUGCCUACGCCUAUCAGCAGCAGCAACAACACCUACCGCAGCCCAGCCCAAACGGAAUGGACCUGGGCCUGUACAGCGAAGAGCAAGCAAAAGCCCAGUGGGGCUGGAACUGGCUAGAACGCUGGAUGUCUUCCCAGCCAUACCACGGUGGCCGGUUCGGCCCAACCGACAACUCCUACAUGACCACGACCACGACCACCACGACCGACGACCAGUCAGAGAAAACGGUGGAAAUGGACGUGGCCACUCCGACCACGGCCGCCGGCAGCGGGAUCGGCAACAUAAGCAUCGGCGUCAUGGACCCAGCAGGCAGCAGCCACGUGUACUCGGCCCGUACUAGAAGGCAGCAGGCCCCGCCCACGCCCAACAACGUCCCCAGCUACAUGGCCCCGACCCAGUCCGCUAAGGCCAAGGCCCGUUCGAACAUGGGCCCGGUGAAGCAGGUGAGCCCAUACACCCCGCAGUGGAACUCGUCGACGAAGAGAGGGUAUGUCGUCGGGUCGUCGUCGGUUUGCGACUCUUCCAGCUCCGGCGGUGGCACGGCGAUCUACCACGUGCCCAAGAGCCCGAACCCGAUGCGGUUUCACUCGAGAAGGCUGCCGGCAGGGUACAGCCCGGAUUCGAGCGGCGGCGCCGACGACUGGAAGCUGCCGGGGGUUGAUGGCCACGGCGGGUGGAGGCAUGAUUUUGGGUGACGAGGACAUAUUAUACCAUGCAUAUAAAUAUAUAGACAACUAUGUAUGUGUGUGUGGUUUUAUUUAUAAUUUGGUUCAUUAACGUUUUAUUGUCCUGUAAGAAAAACGGUUUUUUUUUGGUUCUUGUGACGUCAUAAAGCCCAGAAGGCUAUGUAAUAAAAUGUUCAGUCUGUUAAAUAUUGUAAUGUUACUAUAUGAUUUGUGCUGUUCAUCUCGCAUCAAAAUGGUCAUGUUGUAGUUGUGAAUUGUGAUGAUGAAGCUCUUCUAUGCGCGGUUGACAAUACUAGAAAGAAACCUAUCCAAGUUCGAUGAUGAGCUUCCCGAUCCA
Molecule: messenger RNA, 2289 nt
Organism: Linum tenue
Lineage: Eukaryota; Viridiplantae; Streptophyta; Magnoliopsida; Malpighiales; Linaceae
Source: the annotation of a GenBank genome assembly